UUGAGUUGGUAAGAAAUGAGAAACAACAAGAAAAUAGAAAUAAGAUGACAAAAAGGAUUUGGAUAAAAUGUGAAUCAAUAAUGUCUUAUUGGUACAAUAACCGGUUUUUUCUGAUUGAAUGUUAGUGUUGCAAAAAUUUUCAGUAUUCGUUGUUUUUUCACUGUUUGUCGGUAAAUCUCCUGGAUGACCCUCAAAAAUGGCUGAUGAUUUGAUUACAUAAAGACGAAAAAUAACACACCAAAAAGCUGGGAAACCAGAGAUUUUAGAUGUGCAUGAUUAAGAAACAACGCCGAGACCAUUCAAGUGAAAAGGAAUCUCUUUUAUUUUUGAUUUACAGGGAAACUAUUCACUGAAAAAAAAAGUUGACGGGUAAUGAUUAAUAUUUCAAAUUAAAUGGUAAAGCUUAUGAUAAUGUUGAUAACAAUCACAGUUUAAGGUUUGAAGACGAAGGAAAAAAGAAAAAUAUUUUUUCUUCUUAUCUAGUUAUGACUAACAGGUUAACUGUAAACCGACGGUUUGCUUUUUUCUUUGUCUUAAGCUUUCUCGCGCUUUCAACUUGUAAAGAUGUCUGUUGACUCCAUGUUUUUUUAAUAACAUUUUUUGUUUACUUUUUUUUGUUUUUUGUUUUGAAUUUAUAAUUGGCCAUCUUUUUUUUUGGUCAAAAGUUUAUUUCCUUAUUGAAGUUGUGUUCAUUAUCAACGUUAAAGUUAUUUAUUGGUCAUCAUCAAGAUCGAUCGGUCAAGUAUAAACAAGUUAAAAAAGAGGGAUUUUCUUAUGUGACCCUGAGAAUGGAUUUUCAUUGUAACUCGAUUGACAGGGAAACAAUUCAACUUUUAGAACAAAUUGAGUUAAUAAUAAUAUUUUCAAGAGAUCACAGUAAACAACAAUUUAACCACCAAUUUCAUCAUCAUCCUGACCAACACCAACUCCAUCAUUAUCAUCAUCAUCGUCAUCAAUAUUAUCCUCAAAACCAUAGUCAAUAUCUAAAAAGUGAAAGAAAUAAACUUUUCCUUGCUUUAGUCUUGUUAAACGUGUACCAUUGGCUACUAGAUUUCUUUGUAUUCACUGGAUUGUAUUUAAAAUUGUCCAACAUUGAAAACAGCUUUAAAUGGAAUCGAUUGUUAAUAAUGACCAUCAACUUAGUGAACUUAAAUUAUCACAAAUUACCGUUGACCCUAACAGUUUAACAUCAAAAUCCGAUACUUCUACCGUUACUGUCAGUUCUAAUGAUGAAAGCAGUGUUAUUCAACAACCAUCCAUUGGAUGCACCUCUUUGUCCUCACCAGAAACAAUUACAACAAAUUUUUCAUCACAACCAGCAACACCAUCACCAUCAUCAGCGCAAUUAUCAGUACCACCAUCAAUCCAAGUAAAUCAUUCAUCCAACCGUAUUACAACAACUCGACCUGCCAUUCGAAUACAAAACCUCAAUGUGACUUAUGGUCAUUCUGGUGCCAUUGAAUUUGUUCUUAACAAUGUAACCAUGACGGUUCCCAAAGGUUGUAUCUAUGGUCUUCUGGGUCCAUCAGGUUGCGGUAAAACAACUUUACUCAAGUGUCUUAUGGGUCUGAAAGUCUAUGAUUCGGGCAAUAUUUCCAUAUUUAACUACCCGACAGGUACUCGAGAAAGUGGUGUACCUGGACCAGGAGUAGGUUACAUGCCUCAAGAGGCGGCUCUCUCCCGUGAUUUAACUAUAAGGGAAACGUGGACCUAUUUUGGACGAGUUAACUUUUUAUCAGACCAAGAAAUUCAGGAAAAAGUAAACUCUCUCAUUUCUUUACUAGACUUACCUGAUGCUGAUCAGUUAAUCUCUAACUUAAGUGGAGGUCAACAGAGGAGAGUUUCGUUUGGAGCUACUAUCCUUCACAAUCCACGUCUGAUGAUCUUAGAUGAGCCCACAGUCGGUGUUGAUCCAAUUCUGCGAUCAAGGAUAUGGCGUCAAUUGGUCAAUGCAACAAGAAUGAAGGGGACAACUAUCAUUGUAACUACACACUAUAUUGAAGAAACGAGGAAAGCUGAUGUUGUAGGUUUCAUGCGUAAAGGAGCUAUCAUUGCUGAAAAUAAUCCAAUAAGAUUUAUGAAUAGAUAUGGAGUGAACACAUUGGAAGCUGUUUUUCAUCGUCUAUGUUACAUUCAUAAGCGCACUUCACUUUCUGGUUCUGGCGGAAACAUUCAUACCAAUAACCAAUCAAACUUAAUUCAAUGUUGUUCUAUGAAUUCUUCACGACCCUUAGGUUCUCAAGCAACUGUAACAUCCUUAUCUGCCCCUUGGAUUAGGCCAAACAAUAUCUCUGAUUCAAAAGCAUGGUGGAUGCAGUUUACAGCAAUCUUGACUAAAUAUAAUCUACAAGUUAUGCGUCAACCUGAAACUUUAAUGGCAUCUUUUGUUCUUCCUAUCAUGAUUUUGUUGAUUUUUUGUGUUUGCAUUGGAGGCACUCCUAAUGGAAUAUCUAUUGGUUUACUCAACCAUGAAGUUUGUGAACAAUUUACUCAUCAUCAACCACAUCAUUAUCACAAUACUAACCUACAUAGGCAUCGAAAUCAUAAGCAUGAGCAUAUCUCACCUCAACCCCAAAUGAUUCACAAUAGUACUGAGCCGUGUUUGAGUACCGCUUUUCUCAAUUCAAUAAAUAGUUACAUGUUUAACAAAAAAAUAUACACCGAUUAUACUCAAGCUUUAGAUGAUGCUGAAUCUGGCUCUAUCUGGGGUUUUAUUAGAAUCAAACAAGGAUUCUCUGACGCUCUACUUUCUCGUCUUACCUUUCAAGAAACAGACCUUAAUGGUUACGAAGUCGAUCUUAAUGUUUCCCAAAUAGAGAUUCGAGGCGAUUUAACUUCUUUAGUAUUAACACGAUUGGUCACCGGUGCCUUAAGCUUUAGCUUUCUCGAUACAAUCAAACCAACACUACCUAAUCCAAAAUUAGCUGAUUUACCGAUAACUCUUGGAACAACAGUUUUUGGCUCAUUUGCAAAAUCCGACUUUUUUGGUGUUCGUGAUUUCGCAGCUCCUGGUCUAAUGAUUGUUAUAGUUUACUCCAUUGGAUUUGCCCUUACCGCAUUUACCUUACUAAUAGAGAAACAAGACAAAACCCUAGACCGUAAUUAUGCCUCAGGUUUAGGUCGAUUCCAAAUAAUUCUUGGUCAACUGAUUGUUCGAUUUGUUUUCCUUAUACUUCCAGUCAUCAUUUUGCUGACCCUUUCAGUAACAUUGUUUGGUAUCCCCUGUCGUGGGUCAUUCAUUGCCGCAGUUUUACUUCUCCUAAUCCAAAUACUUUCCGGAAUGGCUUUAGGAGUUUUCCUCUCUGCUGUAUUGCCUUCCAUCUUUACCUGUGCCAUCAUUGCCAAUGCAGUCCUGUUAUUUACUUUCAUCAUUUCAGGAGUUAUGUGGGCCUUUGAUACCUUACCUUAUUACAUUCGCUGGGUCAGCAUAAUUCAGCCAACAACUGCUGCCGGUGAAUCAUUAAGAAGUAUUCUUGUUCGUGGCCUACCAGCAACUCAGAUGAAUGUACUCAUGGGCUAUUUGAUAUCUUUGGCUUGGAUUGGUAUUUGGUUAACUCUUGGAACCUUAUCAUUCAAAUUUCAAAACAAUUGAUUGUCAAUCAACACAACAAUUCAACAUAACUUCAUCCAUCCAGUUUGUUUAUUAAAAUGUACAACUUGAAGAAAGGAUUAAAGUUAAAGAAAUCAUUGAUGGCAUCUCUUUAUUUUAGUUAAUUAAUUUUUUGUUUAGCAAUUUAAUUAGCUGGACAAUAUAAAAGUAUAAAACCAGUCAAAGACGGGCGUAAUAAUAAUCAAUAAUAAAGAGAAUCAAAUAAAGAAAAUUGUUUUGUUUGCUCGAUUAAAAGAUGACGAGGAAAAAAAGAAACGAGUCAAAUUGAGUUGUCACCAUUGUAAUUUUAAGAAUCUCAAUUAAUCAUUGAAUUGCGUUAUUACCUUCAUCCAUAUUUUAAUUAUACGCACGAUAAUCAGCAGAGCAAGCAGCAUCAAGAAGCAAUUUAUAUUCUUAUAAUCAAACUAUCAAACACAAAAUUGUAUCAUUCAGUAUCUACAUUGAAAAAAAAGUCAAACAAGGUUGAUAAAUCAUAUUAAAGAUUGUUGUUGAUUUUUGA
Messenger RNA from Tetranychus urticae (two-spotted spider mite), 4109 nucleotides. RefSeq names its product ABC transporter G family member 23-like. The record is from RefSeq and is a predicted model, not a curated record. Lineage: Eukaryota; Metazoa; Arthropoda; Arachnida; Trombidiformes; Tetranychidae. Gene Ontology annotation, cellular component: membrane. Gene Ontology annotation, molecular function: ATP hydrolysis activity; ABC-type transporter activity; ATP binding.